Molecule: messenger RNA, 3992 nt
Organism: Anolis carolinensis (green anole)
Lineage: Eukaryota; Metazoa; Chordata; Lepidosauria; Squamata; Anolidae
Gene: slc30a9
Product: solute carrier family 30 member 9
Exons: 18
Coding region: 287-1999 (570 amino acids)
Biological process (GO): zinc ion transport; transmembrane transport; intracellular zinc ion homeostasis
Cellular component (GO): endoplasmic reticulum; membrane
Molecular function (GO): monoatomic cation transmembrane transporter activity
Source: RefSeq, a predicted model, not a curated record
CGCGCCGCCCCUUCCACGCAUGCCUACUCUCGCGCGAGGCUCACCCCCUGACUAUAGACACAACAGGGGGGACAGAGCGGCUCGGGCUGGGCGCCACAUCCGGUUCCUGUGGGGUUUGCCUCGGAGGGCGGAUGGAGCGGGUUCUGGAGCGCAGAGCCGGCGAGGGGCGAGCGGGCCAAUGAGAAGCGCGCUCUUGCCGGCCUCCUCGCCUUCCGCCUCGGCGCAAAGGCGGAGGAAGAAGAAGAGGAGGAGGCGGCGGCAGUAGUUCCAAGGCAGAGGAGGGAGGAUGCUGUCCGCCCUGGCCGCCCGGCGCAGCGGAUGGGGCUGCCUCUACCAGCUGCACCUGCUGCGGCCCAGCGCCAGGGGCCUCCCGUUCGCCAGGGCCGGCUGCCACGGAUGGCAGAUGCCUAUUACACUUGGAAAUCCACUACCCAAGCUGCCAGGUAGUUAUCUGCCUGUUCAUUCAAGUCAAGUCAGACUUUAUACCUCUGAUGGACAGAAGGACAGCACUGGAGCACAAGAUGCAAGCUCCCCACGUUCGGAAGGCAGUGCGCAAAAGACAGCAACAGCCCGGGAUGCUAGCAGUCAGACACCACCUUUGUUGCAACAACCGAUUCAUGUAAAAGUGAAAGCUGUUCUCAAAAAGAGAGAAUAUGGACCAAAGUACAUGAAGAAUAAUUUCAUCACCGGUGUCAGAGCGAUCAAUGAAUUCUGUCUUAAGUCCAGUGACUUAGAUCAGCUCAGGAAAAUCAGACGACGAAGCCCUCACGAUGAUACAGAAGCUUUCACAGUGUUUUUGAGAGCAGAUGUGGAGGCCAAGUCUUUAGAGGUCUGGGGAAGUCCAGAAGCUCUUGCUCAAGAGAGAAAAAGACGUAAAGAAGCUGAGAUAGAGUACAGAGAAAAUUUGUUUAGAAACCAAAGAUUGUUGAAGGAAUACAAAGACUUCCUAGGAGAAACGAAGCCACGUUCUACCACAUCAACGCUGUUUCUGAGCGGACCAGGAAAAGUGGUGAUGGUUGCUAUUUGCAUAAAUGGCUUGAAUUUUUUUUUCAAGCUUCUUGCAUGGGUUUACACGGGUUCAGCAAGCAUGUUCUCUGAAGCCAUCCAUUCCUUGGCAGAUACUUGCAAUCAAGCUUUGUUAGCAUUGGGAAUCAGUCAGUCUGUGAGGACACCAGACUCAAGUCAUCCGUAUGGAUUCACGAACAUGCGGUACAUUGCGUCUUUGAUUAGUGGUGUUGGCAUUUUCAUGAUGGGUGCAGGACUUUCCUGGUAUCAUGGUAUUAUAGGUCUGCUUAACCCUCAACCCAUAGAAUCCCUACUUUGGGCUUAUUGUAUUUUAGCAGGAUCAUUGGUCUCUGAAGGAGCAACACUUCUUGUAGCUAUAAAUGAAAUUCGAAGGAGUGCUCGGUCCAAAGGUGUAUCGUUUUAUCAGUAUGUUAUGCAGGCUCGUGAUCCUAGUACAAAUGUUGUGUUGUUAGAAGACACUGCUGCAGUUCUGGGAGUGACGUUAGCAGCAACCUGCAUGGGCCUGACCUCCCUAACAGGGAAUCCAUACUAUGACAGUCUGGGGUCUCUUGGUGUGGGGACCUUAUUGGGAGCUGUUUCAGCCUUUCUCAUCUAUACCAACACGGAAGCAUUGCUAGGCCGUUCUAUCCAGCCCGACCAGUUACAGCGACUUACAGAGCUGCUGGAGAGUGAUCCUGCAGUAAGAGCCAUUCAUGAUGUUAAAGCUACAGAUAUGGGGAUGAGCAAAGUGAGGUUCAAAGCAGAAGUCGACUUCGAUGGACGGGUUGUUACUCGGUCUUACCUGGAGAAACAAGAUAUUGAACAGCUGCUACAAGAAAUCCAGCAGGUGAAAAAUCUUGAAGAAUUGGAGACUUUCAUGCUCAAACAUGGUGAAAAUAUUAUCGACACCCUAGGAGCGGAAGUCGAUAGGCUAGAGAAGGAGCUAAAAAAACGGAAUCCUGAGGUGCGGCACGUAGAUCUGGAAAUAUUGUAAGCCUCAUGGAAGCCUCAUUUGAACUUCUCUCUUCUGGAUCAGCUGUGUUUAGGGACAGAGCAGCUCCUGAAGCCGGAGAGAUCUUGAGUCAUCACUACAUUUAAACCUCCAGGUUUUAGCGCUGGUUGUUCCCCCCCCACUUCUUUUUUUCCUUCCAGAAGAGCAACGGGUUUCCUGCGGACUGGUUUCCAAGGACAGCUGCUUCCCCUCUCGUUAUUUGUGAAUUUGUAUUAGAAAUUAAUAUUUGGGACUUGAAAUUUUAAAUUUAAAUAAGUUAUUGAAAUGUCAGUUUCUACAAAUACACACUAUAUGUGUUUACUGCCCUACUUCAAGUUUUUGUAUCUUGUUUGCACAUUGUGUUCCCCUACGGCUGCUAUUUUUUGAGCAUUUGUUUGGGAUCUUGAAGAUAUCUUCAUGAGCCUUUAAACAAGCCUGCAUUCCCCCUUCAAAUGGAUUUAGACUCAGCAUUAUGAGGUGAAAAUCUAGCUAAUUUGGUAUAUUUGGUUAUUUUUGUCAACUUCGUAUAUUAACUGCCAUUCAUGGUUCUAGAGCAAGUUGAAUUGCUGCAAAGAAUUGAUGUAAGUAAGUUGACCUAACUGAUGUCUCAUUUCAUACAUUAGCAUUGCAAAUUGUGAUAAUAUAUGCAAUUUCUGUCCUUGUGGUCAAGGCAGUGUUGGUAUGUGAGUUUACCAAGGCACUGGUCCCCGGAAAGGCAUUUAAACCUCGUGGACUAAAGUUGCAAUUGCUACUUGAAGCAUUCUGAGAGUAUCUGCAGGAUGGCAACAGGGAUGUUCUCAAAAUAAUUUAUAGACAUGUGUCUAGCUUUUGUUUUCCUUCUCAAACCGUAGUUGAUUUUAUAAAAUCUACUUGCUGACCUUUUAACUGCUAACUUUAUAGUGUCAGAAUCUAAAACAUGAACAUUUGCUAUCCUUGCUUGUUCUGAACACCCAUUGCUCUUCUGAUUUUUCUUUGUUCUAUGACACAUGUGACAUAUUUAUAGAUGCAGGAAGAAAUACAGAGUAGAACAUACAAGAUAGUCUAAAAAGCCUUGAGGUUCUUUGUAGUAGGAAUAGAGCAAGUUAAAAGAAUGGUGCAGCAAAUUGUCUUCUCUCAGGAGGGCCUCGGUCAUGUUUGUCUCAAACAGCAAAAUGUUUCUGAAACUGGUGUGUAUGUGUGCGUCGAAAGCAACAUGUAAUGAUCUCAUGUUUCAAGGGAAAGAGUCAAAUACCAUUACAAUAGCACUAAAGGAACUCAAAGCAACUGCUUGGAAGCCAGUUUAGAAUAUUUAAUUUAUUUAUAACUGGUACAGCUUCUUUAGUCCUGAAUGGUAAAUGAAGUGUUACCGCACGAGAAACUUGCCUGCAGGGAGCAAAACAGUCACAUUGAAUGUGACAGUUGCUUUCAGGAAUUGUAAAGCAGCAAGUUCACAGCUUGGGCUCUGAACGCUGUUCCCAAUGGGGAGCCUGUGAGAGGUGGAAAUCAAACUGCAAAUGCUUUCACUUGGGUGACAAUCUGGAAAUUUUCAGCACAGCUUGGAAAAGUUUGGGGGUUUUGUUUUGGUCUAGCAUCUCCAGGAACGUUUAGCCAGCAUGGCUAGUGCCUGUCCUGCCUGGGGGAUUCUGGGAAUUGUAAUAUUCAGAAUUUACUUUUCCGAGCUUUGUUUAUUUGGAGUCAAAGUCAAAGGGAAGUGUUCUUGGAAGGAAGGAGGUCCAGGGGGACCCGUGUCUUUGUUAUCAAUUUGGUGAACUGGUUCACAAAGACGUGUACAUACAUCCCAUAGUUGCUUAACAUUUAAUGUGUGGAUUUACUCCCCUAAAAAAGGUUUUGAAGGAACAGAAUGCUGUCUGAGAAAUUGGGUCUAUGAUAGCUCAUUCAUUGAUGCAUGUUAAGAGUUUGCUGCUUCUAUAUGAUGGACACGCACCCGUGAGCCAACUGUUCAGAACCGGAAAGUGGAAAAACUUGCUUUGCAAGUAAAAUAUUUUAAGCACUUUAA